AUUGUGGCGCACAUUCUUCAUGAUGGCCUGAGUGAAGUGGAAAAAGAAUCCCUGCUUUUCGACGUCCGGCCAUACUGGAGGAAGUGCUUGCCAUGUUGCGGCUUCGAAGUCCAGUACGAAUCUCUUCACACGUGCACCGGAAAACGAAAGGGGACGCUGGAACAAGAGACCUGAUAAAGCAUGUCAUGGCGCUGUGCUAUAUACCUACUAUGUUUAUCACGCCCAGGUUCAAAUCACUGAAAGAAAAGAUGCAUACUCAAGAUCUCAAGAACUUCGCCGAAUAUUUUCAAAACACAUGGUUAUACAACAGUGUCUGGACUCCCAAGGAUUGGUCAGUAUUCGACGUAGAAAUAAGAAUCAACAAUCAUCUGGAAGGUUGGCACCGCCAUUUCAACAGUAUAACUCGGAAAAAUAUGCCUUUUUACAGUUUAAUCUCAACAAUGUACGAGGUAAGUAUAGGGAUAGAGGCGGACGUUGUGGAUAUUUUGGAAGAGAAUGUUGUGGGGCGUGUCAACGGCAGGCAUGCGGAAGCCAACGAGAGGGUGCAACAUGUUUGGGAACAGUUUAAGGAAGGAGAGUUAUCUGUGGACUCUCUUCUUCGGAGGUGUUCAAGGAUCUACGGGCCGCAGUAUUGCAAAGAGUAAGUAUGUAACGCAGCAAAUUUCCCAUAACGUUCAGUAUUCAAAUAAAAUUCAAUAUUC
Messenger RNA from Styela clava, 701 nucleotides. The record is from RefSeq and is a predicted model, not a curated record. NCBI's taxonomy places the organism in Eukaryota, Metazoa, Chordata, Ascidiacea, Stolidobranchia, Styelidae.